AAUUUUAGAUAUAUGUGGAUGCACUUGCUAUCUAUAUCUUUCAAAUGACCUGCACUGGCAUGUAUGUGCUUCCCCCACCCUCUCUAUCAUGCCAGACUGCUGAGAGGGAGUGAGAGAGACUUGGCAGUUGUCAUUCAUUAUUUCUUCUUUAACGCAAGCGUAUGGAGCUGAAAAUUCCUUGCUAAGACCAUGAAUCCAGAGACCAGGAGAAUCCAGAGAACUGCACUUUUAAGUCAGGCCUAGCAAAGUCAGACUGGAAGCUGCUGUAGUUCCAUUUAUGAAUGACACACACAAAGGGCCUUUUUCAUGCUAACUAAAGCAAGAACAGCAGCAAAUCGUCCAGAACAUGACAUCAACCACUGAUUUUGAUCAUUUGGAGAUUCAGCAGCAGUACAGCCGGAUCAACGCUCGCUGGGAUGCCUCUGAUGAUGAGCUGGACAAUGACAACAGUUCUGCCAGGCUGUUUGAGAGAUCCCGGAUCAAAGCUCUGGCAGAUGAGCGGGAAGCCGUGCAGAAGAAAACCUUCACCAAAUGGGUGAACUCUCACCUGGCACGUGUGACCUGUCGCAUUUCUGAUCUCUACAUGGACCUCCGAGAUGGACGAAUGCUCAUCAAACUGCUAGAGGUGCUUUCAGGAGAGCUGCUGCCUAAACCCACCAAGGGGCGCAUGCGAAUUCACUGUCUGGAGAAUGUGGACAAGGCUCUGCAAUUCCUCAAGGAGCAGCGUGUACAUCUGGAGAACAUGGGGUCUCAUGACAUUGUUGAUGGCAAUCACCGAUUGGUGCUGGGUCUCAUCUGGACUAUCAUCCUGCGCUUCCAGAUCCAGGACAUCAUUGUUCAGACUCAAGAAGGCCGGGAGACUCGUUCUGCAAAGGAUGCAUUGUUACUCUGGUGUCAGAUGAAAACUGCAGGCUACCCCCAUGUGAAUGUCACCAAUUUCACCUCCAGCUGGAAGGAUGGUUUGGCUUUCAAUGCCCUUAUUCAUAAGCACAGGCCUGACUUGAUUGACUUUGAGAAACUGAAGCACUCAAAUGCUAGGCACAACUUGGAGCAUGCUUUCAGUGUGGCAGAGCGGCAGCUUGGCAUCACCCAACUCCUUGACCCAGAAGAUGUCUUCACGGAAAAUCCAGAUGAGAAAUCCAUCAUCACUUAUGUAGUUGCUUUCUACCACUACUUCUCCAAGAUGAAGGUGCUUGCUGUGGAAGGAAAAAGGGUUGGGAAGGUAAUGGACCAUGCAAUGGAGACUGAGAAGAUGAUCGAUAAGUACAGUGGGUUGGCUUCAGACCUGCUGAUGUGGAUAGAACAGACCAUUACCAUUCUCAAUAGCCGCAAGUUUGCUAAUUCUCUGGCAGGCGUGCAGCAGCAGCUCCAGUCCUUCAGUACAUACCGCACAGUGGAAAAACCACCCAAGUUUCAGGAGAAAGGAAAUCUGGAAGUUCUGUUAUUCACCAUUCAGUCAAGACUGCGAGCCAACAAUCAAAAAGUGUAUACGCCUAAUGAAGGAAAACUAGUAUCUGACAUCAACAGGGCCUGGGAGAAACUGGAGAAGGCAGAGCAUGAACGGGAGCUGGCAUUGAGAAAUGAACUUAUUAGGCAGGAAAAACUGGAGCAGCUUGCCCGACGUUUUGAUCGCAAGGCAGCAAUGCGGGAGACAUGGCUGAGUGAAAAUCAGCGCCUUGUUGCACAGGAUAACUUUGGAAAUGACUUACCAGCUGUGGAGGCAGCAAAAAAGAAACAUGAAGCCAUUGAAACUGACACAGCUGCCUACAUGGAACGUGUCCAGGCCAUAGAAGAGGUGGCGAAGGAGCUAGAGCUGGAGAAUUACCAUGACAUCAAACGCAUCAAUGCUCGCAAAGACAACAUUCUGAGGCUAUGGGAGUUCCUACAAGAACUGCUGCAGGCCCGGCGUCAGAGGCUGGAGAUGAAUCUUACACUGCAGCAGCUGUUCCAAGACAUGCUGCACAGUAUUGACUGGAUAGAUGAGAUGAAAGUAAAACUUUUGUCUCCUGAAUCUGGAAAGCACCUGUUGGAAGUAGAAGAUCUGCUUCAGAAGCAUAAAUUGAUGGAGGCUGACAUGGCUAUUCAGGCUGAGAAGGUCCGUGCUGUUAGUGCAGCUGCGCUUAAAUUUGCCAAUGGAGAUGGUUACCGGCCUUGUGACCCAAAGAUGAUACGAGAUAGAGUAAACCACCUGGGGAUGUGCCAUCAAGAGCUAGUGGCUUUGGCUGCUGAGAGGAAAGCUCGUCUAGAACAGUCCAAGCGCCUUUGGAAGUUCUUUUGGGAACUAGAUGAAGCUGAAAGCUGGAUCAAAGAGAAAGAACAUAUCUAUUCUUCCUUAGAUUAUGGGAAAGAUCUGACCAGCAUUCUUAUCCUGCAGAGGAAGCACAAGGCUUUUGAGGAUGAACUGCGUGGCCUGGGAACCCACCUGCAGCAGACUAUCAAAGAGGGGGAAACCAUGAUUGCUCAAAAGCAUUUUGGAGCACCCAAAAUCCAUACUAGAAUUGAGGAAGUGAAAGCCCUGUGGGCUCAGCUUCAGGAGCUUGCAGCUUUCCGCAAGAAAAACCUGCAGGAUGCUGAAAGCUUCUUCCAGUUCCAGGUAGAUGCAGAUGAUUUAAUGGCUUGGUUACAGGAUGCCCAUCGUCUGGUGUCCAGUGAAGAUGCGGGGCAUGAUGAAUAUUCCACUCUAGCCCUGGUUAAAAAGCACAGGGACCUUUUAGAUGAAGUGGCAGACAACAAGAGAAUCAUGGACAAUCUGAACAAGCAAGCCCAGAGCUUCCCCACUGAGUUCCGGGACGUCCCAGGAUUUGAGAAUCGACUGAAGGCUAUUCAGGCAGCAUAUAAUGAGGUUGUAUCUCUAGCAGAUUUGCGCAGACAAAAACUACAGGAUGCCCUGGAUCUUUAUACAGUUUUCAGUGAGACUGAUGCAUGUGAACUUUGGAUGAAUGAGAAAGAGAAGUGGCUUGAACAAAUGGAAAUUCCUGAUACCCUGGAGGAUCUGGAUGUUGUGCAGCACAGGUUUGAUAUUUUGGAGCAGGAAAUGAACAAUCUGGCUUCUCAGAUUGAAGGGGUCAAUCGAGCAGCCAUUGGUUUAAUAGAGAGCGGCCAUCCUCGCAGUGGGAAAGUGAGGCAAUGCCAGGAACAUCUGAAUGCCAGGUGGAGGAUCUUCCAGGAGAUGGUAGCUCAGAGGCGGAAAGCUGUGGACUUUGCCCUUAGCCUCCACAAUUAUUGUGUGGAUUGUGAAGAAACAAGGAAAUGGAUCCUAGAAAAAACUAAAGUUAUUGAAUCCACACAGGACCUUGGUAAAAACCUGGCAGGCAUGAUUGCCAUGCAGAGAAAGUUGUAUGGCAUUGAACGUGACCUAGCAGCCAUUCAGGCCCGCCUUGCAGCUCUACAGCAGGAAGCACACCGACUUGCUGAAGAACAGCCUGACUUAGCUGAUGAUGUCUACAAUCGAUUGACUGCUGUCACUGGAGUCUGGCUGGACCUGCAGAACACAUUGCAGAGUCAAGAGGCCUCCCUUGGAGAGGCCAGCAAGUUGCACAAGUUUUUGCAGGACUUAGAUGACUUCCAGGCAUGGCUGUUCAAAGCACAAAAAGCUGUUGCUUCAGAAGAGGUGCCCAAUUCCUUAGCAGAAGCUGAGCACCUCCUGCAGCAGCAUGCUGCUGUUAAGGAAGAGAUUGAUCAACACAGGGAUGAUUACCGCAGUGUCAAAGAGAUAGGAGCCAGAGUGACUCAAGGUCAAACAGAUGUGGAAUAUCAGCAGCUGGAGCAACGGCUCCAGGGCAUGGAUACAGGAUGGAAUGCCUUAUGUAAAAUGUGGGAUAGCAGGGAGAAAUUCCUCAACCAAUGUCUUGGUUUUCAGGAAUUUCUUAAAGAUGCAAAGCAAGCAGAAAUUAUCCUUACCAAUCAGGAAUAUACUGUGGCUCACAUCGAGCCCCCAGAUACCUUGGAAGCAUCAGAAGCUGCCAUCCGAAAAUAUGAAGAUUUUCUUGCUACAAUGGAAGCAAAUGAAGACAAAAUUACUGGGUUUGUCAGCAGUGGAAACAAGCUUGUAACUGAAGGAAAUAUUUACUCUGAUAAAAUUAAAGAAAAAGUCCAUCUGAUACAAGAGAGAUACAAAGCAAAUGUCACAAAAUCUCAAGAGGCAUUUAUUUUGCUGAAGGACAAUCAUGGCCUACGAAAUUUCUUGAGGAAUUGCCAGGAGCUUACUGUUUGGAUUGAAGAAAAAAUGCUAACUGCUCAAGACAUAUCCUAUGAUGAAGCACGGAAUUUGCACAGCAAAUGGCUGAAGCACCAGGCUUUCAUGGCAGAACUUGCCUCUAACCAGGCAUGGCUAGAUAAAGUAGAUGAGGAAGGGCAGCAGCUGGCAGAGCAGAAGCCCCAGUAUGAAGAUACUGUUUGCCGGAGGCUAGCAGAGCUACACCAACUUUGGGAUAAGCUGCAGGCAACCACAGAGGAGAAGGCCCAGCACCUGUUUGAUGCCAACCGCUCUGAUCUUUAUGCACAGAGCUAUGCUGACCUUGGUGCAUGGAUCAGUGAGAUGGAGCAGCAACUGAAAUCUGAUGUCCAGGGUAAAGAUCUCACCAGUGUCAACAUCCUGCUGAAGAACCUGAAACGACUGGAUGAACAAGUAAGUGUGAGGAAGAAAGAAAUGGAAGAUUUGUUAAGUCAGGCACCUCCCAGCAGAGGAGACCUACAUGAGGUAGAUGGCAAGCAUGAGAUCAUUGAGAGGAGGUUCCAGGAUCUUCUGGAGCCAUUGAGUAAGAAGAGGAAGGAAUUGGAGACAGCUAAAGCUGGAUACCAAUUAGACCGAGAUCUGGCAGAUGAACUGCUUUGGGUGCAAGAACGUCUUCCACUUGCUCAGUCCACUGACCAUGGUACAAACCUUCUGUCUGUGCAGCUGCUCACAAAGAAAACCCAGACAUUACAGAAAGAAAUUGCUGGUCAUGCACCACGCAUUGAGGAAGUCCUUCUCAGAGGGGAAGGCGUGCUGGCUGGAGGAGAUGGGGAUGGGGACUUCAGGAACACUGAAGAGCGCUUCAAGCAACUGAGGGAUUCCUGGAGCACUUUACAAGAGGAGACUUUGCAGAGGUUGCGCCGCCUGGAAGAAGCAAGUGAGGCUCAGCGGUAUUAUUUGGAUGCUGGGGAAGCAGAAGCCUGGAUAAGUGAGCAGGAGCUAUAUAUGGUGACAGAUGAAAAGCCAAAGGAUGAAGAAAGUGGUAUUGUGAUGCUGAAGCGACAUCUUCGCCAGCAACGCUCCAUAGAAGAUUAUGGGAAAAGCAUCAAGCAGCUGGCUGGCAGGGCUCAGAAACUGUUGUCUGCUGGCCACCCAGAAGGGGAGGAGAUCAUCCGGUUGCAGGGGCAAGUAGACAAACAGUAUGCAGGCUUGAAGGACCUUGCUGAGGACCGCAGACGUAAACUGGAGCACAUGUGCCAUCUGUUCAAACUGAAACGAGAAGUUGAUGAUCUGGAGCAGUGGAUUGCAGAGAGAGAUGUAGUGGCAUCAUCCCCAGAGAUGGGGCAAGAUCUCGACCAUGUCACUCUGCUGCGGGAGAAGUUCCGUGACUUUGCUCGGGAAACAGGAAGCAUUGGACAGGAGCGGGUGGACAGUGUCAACCUCAUAAUUGAGCAGCUAAUUGAUGUUGGCCACCCGGAGGCUGCCACGAUUGCAGAGUGGAAAGACAGUCUAAAUGAGAGCUGGGCUGACCUGUUAGAGUUGAUUGACACCAGGAUGCAGUUGCUUGCUGCGUCCUAUGACCUGCACAAGUUCUUCUAUGAUGGUGGUGAAAUCCUGGUUCUUAUUGAGGAGAAGCACAAGGAGUUGCCUGAGGAGUUAGGCCGAGAUGUCAGCACAGCUGAGUCUUUCCACAGGAUGCACACAGCUUUUGAGCGACAUAUCCACUUGUUGGGAGUGCAGGUCCAGCAUUUCCAGGAGGUGGCAGCACGCCUGCAGGCAGCCUAUGCAGGGGAGCAGGCUGUCACUAUCCAGAAGCAAGAGCAGGAGGUGGUAAAGGCAUGGAAGGCCCUGCUUCAUGCAUGUGAGGGACGGAGAGCUCAGCUUGUUGAUACAGCAGAGAUGUUCCGUUUUUUCAGCAUGGUUCGGGACCUGAUAUCUUGGAUGGAAAUUGUGAUCCGACAGAUUGAAACACAGGAGAAACCAAGGGAUGUUUCAUCUGUAGAGCUAUUGAUGAAAUACCACCAGAGUAUAAAGUCUGAGAUAGACACCAGGGAUAAAAGCUUCACCAUCUGCAUUGAUCUUGGCAAAGCACUGCUACAGCGCAAACACCAUGCUGCAGCUGAGAUAAAAGAGAAACUGCUACAACUGACGGAGAAAAGGAGAGAGAUGUUGGAGAAAUGGGACAGGCGUUGGGACUGGCUUCGCUUGUUGCUAGAAGUAUGUCAGUUUUCCAGGGAUGCUUCAGUGGCUGAGUCCUGGCUCAUUGCCCAAGAGCCCUAUCUAUCCAGUGGUGAUUAUGGUCAAACUGUGGAUGGUGUGGAGAAACUGCUGAAAAGACAUGAAGCUUUUGAGAAAUCUACAGCUACAUGGGAGGAACGUUUUGCUGCACUGGAGCGUCUGACCACACUUGAAUUACUAGGCAAGAGAAAGAUCCCAGAAGAGUCAUCACAGCACAAAGUACCUAGGACCACUGACCUGGAAUUUGACUUUGAAGAGCCAGAGCAUGAGGCGGGGACUGAAGAAGAGGGUGAGAAGAAGACAGAACUCAGUUUGAAAGAUGCCCUUUCUCAUGCUACAGAAGACUCUUCACUGCAGGUGCAAGAAAAUGAGAAGCGGGGUCAUGAAAUGGUUCCAGAAGAGCUUCCUGAAGAAAAACUACCUGAGACAGAGAUCAAAGUGGACAGUGAAGAAAUCUCCACAAAGGAAUCCCUCUUCAAAGUUGACCAGACCCCUGUGAGCGAGAUAGAUGAGACAGCAACUCUUCCUGCACAGCUGGAUAGAUCGCACAGUGUACAACUUGAGGGUUAUCUGGGGCGGAAGCAUGACCUAGAGGCGCCCAACAAGAGGGCUUCCAACAGGUCCUGGAAUACAUUAUACUGUGUGCUCAGGAACAGUGAGCUGACAUUCUAUAAGGAUGCCAAGAGCCUGGCCCUGGGUGUGCCUUACCAUGGAGAGGAGCCUUUUCGGCUGAAGAAUGCCUUCUGUGAAGUAGCUGCUGAUUACAAGAAGAAAAAACAUGUUUUCAAGCUGAGACUGAGCAAUGGGAGUGAAUGGCUCUUCCACGGAAAAGAUGAGGAUGAGAUGCACACCUGGCUUCAGGGCUUCAGCACAGCAAUAAUUGAAUCCCAAAGCAUUAAAACCAAGGCUCAAAGCCUGCCUCUGCCUUCCAUCACUACCAUGGAUGUGAGCCUGACCAAGAAAGAAAAAGAGAAGAGAUUCAGCUUCUUUCCCAAAAAGAAAUAGCCAAACAGGUGGAUUGCUGCAGUCAGAUGCCUAUGCUCUAAUGUGCAUAAUGAAAAACUGCAUGUGUGAGUGUCCCUGGGCACUCCUGGUGCCAGUAACAUCAUACUCAUCUCCCCAAACACAGCCUUGCUUCCCACACAACCCCCAUAACUUCCCAAAAAGGGCAUCAAGCCAUUAUUUCAAGUAGGAAAGCAACAUCUUUGCUCCAAGACAACCAAUGUUCUCCAAAGCAGAACUGUGAGAUGUGUAUCUUUGGGUGACUCCCUGCCAAGACAGAGCUCAGCAAGGGUUGAGCUUGUGUGUGAUGCUUUGCAGACCCAAGUAUUCACCUCUCCAGAAAAGGACUGCUUCAGGGGAAAGAUGCUAUGUGAAUUUCAGGAACUUUGCAUGGAGAAAAGGAAUAGAACAGGGACCUAGGUAAUCCAAAAGGCACUUUAUGAAAACUGUGAAAGCUCAGUGUGUGGCUUUGGAGCAGUUUCCAUCUCUACAGAGUUUGAAAAUGCUCUGGCUCCAGAGCCUUACCAAAAGCCAAGGCUCCCUUUGACUUUCCUCCCCUUUUGUUGGAACAGAACUCUAUGUAACUUCAGUCACCUCUCUCUCCAAGGCAUAAAUGAAAAGGUGCCCCCUCUGAGAAUAUGGCCAGCACACAGAGUCAGUUUCUGACUUGUUUUAGCUUUCAUAGUGGAAGGCUGGAAAUCUUUUUUCAGGAGGCCAGCAGCUCCUCUCUUUAAGGAGCUGUAGUAUACACAUAGGCACAGCACUAAGUCACAAAGCACAGAACUCUGUUUCCUAGCAUCCACUAGAAUGGUGACAAAAUCCAUUUUAUAUUAUAUUGGAUUAGGAUUGCAGCCAGAGGAAACACCCACGUUCAGAGUUUUGCACUCAAGGGUUAGGAUGGAAAUAUGUCAGAAACACAUACACGGGGGGAGAAAGAGCAACCAUACUCACUUUCAACAUUAUGAGCACAACCCAGUUCAAGUUACUAGCACCUCACAUUGCAAACCACUCUACCGAUGUCCAUGGGAUGUGGUUGUACUCAAUUUACACUGGAGCGUGCCCCGUGUUACUUCAUGAAGCUUUAUUAAUCCCCCUUAUGUAUGCUGGGGUACACUUUGUGACUAGCCUGAAUCGGAAAGCCUUCCACCAAGCUUUUAAAAACAUCUGUGUUGGCUCAGCUCGCCAGAAGCAAAUGGCUCCUCCAUUGUUCCCACUGAGAAUGUGUGGUGACUGAGCAUGGCCUUUGGUAAUUCACUGCACUGCUUUACACUUCUUCAGAGUGGCUUUCUUGGUCACAACAAAUGCACAGUGCUAGUCCCAGCAGCUCACUUUUACAGAGACCUCUGCCUGUGAUGUGUGUGUGAAUGGCUGUUUAAAAUAUAUGCAGGUACUAUACAUCCAACCUUGACUUUCUGAAGUUCACAUGCCAUUUUUCCAAGGCUAGAAUCGUGUGCAAAGGGCAAAUAGCAGCUCAGCUGAAUUACCUUUUUGGAACAUAUUCCUGGGAAGCUAAUAGCCUUGGCCAUUAGGAGGAGCCUGAAGACUGUCUUUUUCUGCAACAAUCUUUUUGCAGAGAUGGUAAUACUGUCUGGGGACCUGUCAGGGUUCUUUGAAUACCAGACACUGUUCAUUCAGUGGUCUUUUGAGCAUCUAGCCCCUAGGGUUCAUUGUUCUUCCUAAGAAUCAGUCAAUCUUGUUUUAUUUGUAGAUGCCAUAGAUCAUACUGAAAGUGCCUUAACCUAGGGGCAUCCCAUAGUAAUCACUUCAAGAAUGGGUGAGCUCAACAUACACCAUGCACAGAACAGUUUGGACUCUCUUCAUUCUAAAGGAAACUAUAAACCAUCUCUUUCUGCAAGAGACACUCUUGAUUCUGAGGGCCUUUGCCCCACACCCACCAGCAGCUGUGGAAAAGAAGAGGGUUCUUUUUUUGUUUUGCUUAAUGCAGAUUGACGUGAACAUGGUACCAAGAGCUGAGGCUUAGUUGGUUUCCAGGUGUUGCUUUUGACAAAGUCUCAAAUGGCUACACUUUUUCCAGAUCUCCUGGGCUGUAAUGGGUAGUCUACAUGGGCUGUCUUGCCACUGUGAUGGGCAGAACAGAUUUUUUUCAAUGCCUCCUUUAAAAAUAACCAGUAUAUGGAAACGCCAGUAUAAUUAAUCCUGUUUUUGGGAAGGGGUGAUGGAUAGUAUUAACACCACUGAACAGUGCUGAUACAGUGAUGCAUUCCAAUGGCUUAACUGCCAGCACUUCUCCUUUCUAGUGCCAUCUUAAGCCAUCACUGCCAUAAAUAAUCCCCUCCCUGCAGCCGGUUCAUUCAUUUCUGUUUUUCAAGGACAGGAUACACAUGUAGGCAUCCAUCAAACUAUCUUUUGUUACUUCUGUCUAGCAGACUGCUCCACAACCCCCAAUUCCCAAAACUGGACAAAAGGAAAUAAAUGAAGAAUUAUCAAAAGUAAGAAAGGAAAGAACAUUACUGAAUUCAGCAUCACUUAAUAAAUAUCUUGAAUGUCACAUGUAAAAACACUAUGGAAAGAGAAGGGGGUGUCAUAAAUGUCCUCAGUCAACCCACAAAUAGAAAUGAAAUAGAUAAAUAAAAUACUUUUUAUGUAACUGCAACGGGUCAAACAAUAGACAGGUGAGACAGCAUGUGGUCAGAACAUAGAUUUGAAUAGUCCUGGACAAUUUGCCAGAGCACUGGUGUUGCAUAGACUUAGAAAUCCCAUGUAUUUGUGACACUUUUAACCCUGUAAUCUCGUCAUUGUUAAAAUCAGUAGUAACUCCCCGUUUUUUCAACAUUUACUUAAUAGAGAAGGGAAUGCUAAUUAGGUAGUACAACCCAAUUAAAACAAAGAAAGUGAUGUUCUGAUUUAAGUGAAUAUUUUUAAAAAGACUAAUUUGAACUACCCUCACAGUUUAGGAACGGCAGUAGGCAAGGAGUACAAGGAAGUAUACAGCUUUAGGAUUUUAUUUUAAUGUAAAAUAAUAAAGCACAUUAAAAUUGGGAUGGACUAAGUUGAUUCUCUUGGAAAUGCCACCAGGAAGAGAAGCCUUGACUGAACAGGCUACCCAGCUGCACUUCUACAAAAUGAUUUACAACUUCAUUUCACAGGAGUUAUGGAUAGAAGCUCAGCCAUCACUUCUUUUCUUAGAAGUUACUUUCACCAGUCACUGUUGAGUUUACUGUACAGUGAAACACUCAUUUCCAUAAACUAAAAACACAAAGCUAGGCUAAAACGCUCUUUUAAGACAAUUCCUGCUGUGUGAACAUUGAACUGCCUCUGUGUUAAUUGGAAGUGACCCUUCACAGGCUCUGCUGCCAUCAGACCCAUCAGAGAGUUGGUCUCAGCUUGGCAGGAUUUUGAGUACAGUUGCCUAUGUGCCACUAAGUCUCACUGUGUUGUGCUCCUGCCCAUUACAGACCAGGAACAUUACUGUAACUUAAUAGGAACCAUUUGCUCUCUGGUGACUUGCAGCCUCACCAUGCCUGGCUUGGCCCAGCUCUUCCUUCUUAGAAGGCUUGAUCUGGAAAGUGACUUCACCUCUGUCCAGCUGCUCUCUCAUCAGGCUUAGCUUUCGAUGGCCCCACUGAUGCAGAGGUCAGGGUGUGUUAGAAGGGAGUUUCACAUCAAACUAGGGCCAGAACAUGUUUGCUUCAGAACAGCGAGAGCUGUUUCUUGGAGAUGAGGAGAACAGCUGCAGGAGCCCAGGAUCUCUUCUAUAGGUUCAAGGGAUUGGGGUUAAUACUCUUUUUAACGGCUAGGCACCAAGUUCCACCUGCUCCAAUGUGCUUCCACUGUCCAGAAAAAAAGAGCUAAAGCUUCAGAAUGUGCUUCAGAAGCAAUUUAAUUACAUUUUUUAAAUAAAUGAAGAAAUAAACCUU
Sceloporus undulatus (fence lizard) is the source of this 11292-nucleotide messenger RNA. RefSeq names its product spectrin beta, erythrocytic (gene SPTB). Bases 347 to 7417 code for a protein of 2356 amino acids. Gene Ontology annotation, molecular function: sequence-specific DNA binding; actin filament binding; phospholipid binding. Lineage: Eukaryota; Metazoa; Chordata; Lepidosauria; Squamata; Phrynosomatidae. Gene Ontology annotation, cellular component: spectrin; cell projection; plasma membrane. Gene Ontology annotation, biological process: actin cytoskeleton organization; regulation of DNA-templated transcription. The record is from RefSeq and is a predicted model, not a curated record. The transcript has 37 exons.